AUGGGGAUAUUUGAUCGUAUUCGCAAGAUAUUUUCCCGUUCCGAUUCAUCAAGCACAAGUAGAAAUCGUUAUCCUCAUGAACAUGGAGCACGUUUACAUGGAUAUAAUAAUGAAGUAGCCACAGAAUUUAACCACGUAGUUCAGCGUUCAUAUCAAGUUGAACACAACCGACAUUUCAAUAUCUCUGCAAGCAGUCAAAGAUCUUCGAAUGUCAUUGAUAGGCCUUCAGCUACUGCCCCUCAUCGCUCAAAUACAACUUCAGUCGCGGCAAGGGAAUCAAAUACGUCACAUACACAACCAGAUAUCAACUUAGAAAGAGCGAAUUCAUGCAAAGGAUUUGCCUUACCCUUGUCAGGAAACGCAAUUCAUUCAGCCGAGUAUGUGAAGCUAACUAAUACAGCACAAAAUGUUUCGCAACCACCGCGUUUAACCGGAUCUCAUGAAGUUCAUGUCAAAGAUGAUAGUAAAAUUUCUAAUGAAAAUGACUAUGGGCAAAAAUACCAAAGACCAAGCGAAUCCAAGGCUAUCUCAGCGACGUACAGCACCACAAGUGUAAGCAAGAGCAAAGCACCAGAUCUCAACAUUUUGCAAAGAACAACGAAGCCAGAGUGUAGAAAACAAACAGCAAACCAGAAUACCUUGUCAAACAUGGCCAUGGGAAAUGUUGACAAAUAUGUAAACCCAUCGGAAUUUGGGCGGACCACAAGACUUAAAAUGCCGUCGACGUCUAUUUCUACGACCAGAUCAGGAAAUAGAGAGUACAGGUCUACAGUUGAGGUAGAUCGAAGCAGUAUGUCGAAAUAUCUAAUGCCAACCACUUCAGCAGCACAAACUGCUUCUAUUAAGUCUUACAACACGCCAGCCAUUUCACAGCAGGGUGCAACAUUUAACAAAAACAAUACAACACAAACAUCAAGCAAUACUAAGACUUCUGUAUUUGUUUGUAGACUACCAGAUCAUAACAGGGGAAUAGGGGCAUUUGGUAACACACAACAGAGUACAUCACUUAGCAAAACAGGAACAUCAAGCAUUACUACGACUUCUGCAUUAGUUCCUUCUCUUACACUACACAAAGUAGAAAGUCCUAAACUAUCGGAUCAUGGCAGGGGAUUUAGAGAGGUAUUCGGUAACUCACAGCAAGGUGUAAAGCUUAACAAAACCAAUACAGCACAAACAUCAAGUCAUUCUAAGGCUUCUGUUCAUGUUCCUCUUGUUACAUCAUACAAAUGUGGUAGCACUACAAUUCCAGAUCAUAUGAGUGCACCUAUGAAUUACAGACCGUCCAUUCCACAAUAUACACGCACUUACAUUGUUGAAGACAAGUUUGUAGAAAAACCAGGAGCAAGCCUUCCAGAUCCACCUGGAGUUUUGAUAUCUAGAUUUCCCAGAUUUGGUUUCUACCCCGUCAAAGGUGAGUUUAUAGUUAGUAUCUUAUUACACUGGCCUGUAGGCCAAGUGUCUUAA
Paramuricea clavata is the source of this 1464-nucleotide messenger RNA. The record is from the annotation of a GenBank genome assembly. Lineage: Eukaryota; Metazoa; Cnidaria; Anthozoa; Malacalcyonacea; Plexauridae.